Messenger RNA from Zalophus californianus (California sea lion), 408 nucleotides. Its product is annotated as histone H2A type 1-E-like. The record is from RefSeq and is a predicted model, not a curated record. NCBI's taxonomy places the organism in Eukaryota, Metazoa, Chordata, Mammalia, Carnivora, Otariidae. Gene Ontology annotation, molecular function: protein heterodimerization activity; DNA binding; structural constituent of chromatin. The transcript has a single exon. Gene Ontology annotation, cellular component: nucleosome. Bases 1 to 393 code for a protein of 130 amino acids.
AUGUCUGGACGUGGGAAGCAAGGGGGCAAGACCCGGGCCAAAGCCAAGACGCGCUCGUCGCGGGCCGGCCUGCAGUUCCCGGUGGGCCGCGUCCACCGCCUGCUCCGCAAGGGCAACUACGCCGAGCGGGUCGGGGCCGGCGCGCCCGUGUACCUGGCGGCCGUGCUCGAGUACCUGACGGCCGAGAUCCUGGAGCUGGCGGGCAACGCGGCGCGCGACAACAAGAAGACGCGCAUCAUCCCGCGCCACCUGCAGCUGGCCAUCCGCAACGACGAGGAGCUCAACAAGCUGCUGGGCCGCGUGACCAUCGCGCAGGGCGGCGUCCUGCCCAACAUCCAGGCCGUGCUGCUGCCCAAGAAGACCGAGAGCCACCACAAGGCCAAGGGGAAGUAAAGUCUAGCACAAACA